Messenger RNA from Trichoplax adhaerens, 1008 nucleotides. RefSeq lists its product as uncharacterized. Bases 1 to 1008 code for a protein of 335 amino acids. Gene Ontology annotation, molecular function: G protein-coupled receptor activity. Gene Ontology annotation, cellular component: membrane. Gene Ontology annotation, biological process: G protein-coupled receptor signaling pathway. The record is from RefSeq and is a predicted model, not a curated record. Lineage: Eukaryota; Metazoa; Placozoa; Uniplacotomia; Trichoplacea; Trichoplacidae. The transcript is spliced from 2 exons.
AUGGUCACAAUUAAUCAAACGAAUUCUACGAUAGCAAAUCCAGGAAGCAUAGGGAAUUCUAUCAACAUUUACUUUAUUUACAAGAUACCAUCAUUACACAGCUACAACAAUAUGCUUAUAGCCCAUCUAGCUGUGGCUGAUUUCUUGCAAGCAACUUUAACAUUACCCAUGGCCAUUGCUAAUUCUUUAUUAAGACAUGCCAUUCCACCAGCUAUGUGUCAAGCGUUCGCUUUUAUACUCAAUUUUCUUCUCGCCAUUGCAUUAGCAGCAACGGCAGCCAUUAGCAUCGAUCGCUGCCUUGCUGUUAUUUAUCCCUAUCAAUACCAGGCUAAAAUGAAAACGAACUACAUUAUCAUGAUUGUCAUAUUCAUAUGGAUACUAGCAGCAGUUUUGGCCGGAACGCCAUUACUUGGUUUACAACGAUACGGUUUAGGAGAAUAUACCUUCAUCGCUGAUGGUCUACAAUGUUGGUUUGAUUUUCAAUAUCGUCAAAGAAGUAGUAUUAUAUUUAUCAUUUUAUAUAUCUACUUGCUAUUAACCAUCUUAACAACCCUAGUUUCCUAUUUGAUUAUUUUCUGUAUUGCCUACAAUAAAGGUAUCGCUGACAUAUCUGCAGUCGGUUAUGCAUCAUUACGACGCUCUAUCAGGACGACUGCAUUAAUUGUUGGCAGCAAUUUUGCAUGUUUUAUACCAACAUUAAUAUCAGUAUCUAUAAGUUAUUUCUCUCAACGUGAAUUAAAUCCAGGUUUAACCGUUGCAGCCUACCUUUUAUCAUUCUGUAAUUCAGCGAUUAAUCCACUUAUUUAUGCCUUCACCAAUGGAAUCCUUCGCCAAAAAAUUAAGCAGCAUUGUUGUUGCUCAAAGAAGCGAUAUUGUCUUACAAAAUUUGGACUAUAUAGAACCUCAAAAAUUACACCAAGCAAUACCGCAGCUGGUCAACCAGCUGCUAAAAGCGACAGCGAACCAAGCUACUGGCAAACUGUUAUAAAUGAUUAUGAAUCAUCGUAA